UACCUAUAAUAAUUAAUUUAAUUUAAAAAAAAAAAUGUUUUUAAAACAAAUACUUAGUUUACUAAUAACAUUUGGACCACUAACAUAUGGUUUUGUGUUAUUAUCAUCUUCGGUGGCAGCGGGUACUGGUAAUCCAACAGCACGUGAUAAUGUUUUUCAUUUAGGAAAAUCAUGGACGUAUUCAUUAGAAACAACUGUUUUAUUAAAUAAUGUUAAUCAAAGUGAAAAGAAUGUGGGUUUUCAAAUUGAAAGUGAUAUUAUUGUUAGUAGUAUAUGGGAAUCAUCAGAAAAUGUACAUAAAAAAUUACUUAAAAUUGAGGUAGUUACACCAAAAUUGUAUAUAAAAUCAAGAAAAGCACCUGCACCAGAAGGUUUUAUUUAUCACUCAUCCAAAUUAGAUUCGUUACCAAAUUUUCCAUUUUAUAUAUCAUGGAGCGAAGGAAUUGUAAAUAAAAUAUACUACGAUAAACGAGAACAAUUAUCGUUGAUUAAUUUAAAAAAAGGAAUUUCCAGUUUGUUUCAGUUUCAACUAUUAGAUGGAAGUUCAGAAGAAACAGAUGCAUCUGGUCCAUGUUCUGUAAUAUAUUCAUCUAUAGGUCCACAUUCCUUUUCCAAAACAAAAGUUCGGUGUACAAAACCAAAUGAUUUACCAUAUUUAAAACAUUCCAAUCAUUUAUUAUCCAGUACGUUAGAAUCCAAGCGUCAAGCAAAUUACGAGCUAAAUGUUGAUAACAAUGUAAUUGAACGGAUUACAACACAAGAAUUUCAUGAUUUUAAUGUGGUUAUACGUAACGAUGCUGGUAGUAAUAUUCAUACGAUCCAACAAUUACGAAAGAAAUCUGAUGGAACUGCAUCGAUAAUUCAAGCAAAUAAUAUACAAAGUGUUUUACAAAAGUUGGAAUCAUCGAUUGGUUCAAAAUUGAUUGAUGAUGUAUUGUUAACUAAACGUGAAGUACAACCGUCAACCAUAAGUUUAGCGAAAUUAAUUAAAGAGAAUAAGGAAUGGUUGAAAGAUGAUAAAUUGGGAACGAUUAAAUCAGCAAAUGCAUUUGUCAAAUUAUUGAGUGGUGUUCGUGAGGCAAAUCGUCAAGAUAUUGUUAAAGUUUUAAAACAUAGUCGAAAUAAAGAUAUUUUGCUUCAAUUAUAUGAUAUUGUUGGAUUUGCACAAACUGAAGAUGCACAUGAAGCAGCAAAAAGUGUUCUAAAUUUUGAUGAUGAAAAUGAUUUUGAUGCAGUUGAACGUUAUUUGGGUGCUUUAUCAAUGAGCUCACAUUUAUCAUCCAAUAUAUUAGAAGAUAUACUAAAAAUAUCAAAAAAAGAAUUUCAAAAUCCUAAGUUGGUUGAAACAAUACUUUUAACUUUGGGAGCUAUGGCCCAUCAAUAUGAGAAAAAUAAUGACAACAAAGGGAAAUUAAAUAUUGUACAUAAAAUUGAAGAAUCGUUACUAAAUGGAUUAGAUUUUUGUAAAGAACAGGAAGAUUGUCUUUUAAAUCAUUUAAGAGCACUGCAAAAUUUAAAACACUCAACCACAAUUCCACAUUUAAUAAAAUAUGCAAGAAACGGAACACGAAAAGUAAAUGUUGCAGCAAUGAAAGCAUUACGAAAGCUUCCAAAAUCAGCAUGGAAUGCUGAAGUACUAAAAACAUGUCAUAAAAUAUUUUACAUGUACGGAAAACCUUAUGAUUCGAGCGCACGUACUUUAGCUUUAGAUAUUAUUUUGGAAUCAAAACCAGACCAAACGGUUUUAAAAGACUUAAUACAUUUUUUGUUAUCGAACGAUCGAGCUUUUGAAGUCAAACAAUAUUUGGUUCAACAAUUGCGUCUCAUGUCUGAAUCAGACAAUGAAUUUAGAGAAGUGAUAUUGGGUAUAAUUCGUAGCAAUCCUAAAAUCAAUAAUUAUGCUAUAUUAGCACAAAAAGGUUUAAGCACUGCUUUUUCAAGAUCAUUUGUCAAUAACCCAUCAGUAAAUGGUAGUUUAGUUACUGUACAAGAAAUCCAUGGUGGCAUCUUGAAACGUGGCAUUGUUGACGUAGUUUUGGAAAACAACGGUGUCUCACAAGAAAUGUUUCGGUUAGGAUUAUUUGCCGGUGGUUUAGGAAGUUUUGUUUCUUCUGAUACUAAUAAUGACGUCGACCCAGCUAGUGAUCCCGAUGAAUCAGCAAAUGCUGGAAUGGAAUUAUCUGUAAUGGGUAUUCAGCUAAGACCUUUUGUAUUCUUUUCUGGUCAAGGUGAACUUAUGGGCCAUGUAUGGUCGGGAACUGCUUCAGAAAAAACUCCAGCUUAUCAGGCCUUAAUUCUAUUACAAGAUCAUUUAGAAUACUUGAGAUUAGGUGUUGGAAUGAUUGCGGAAUUACAAAAUAUUGGUGGAACUUCAUUUGACUUAUCAGGUCAUAUUCAAAUAUCGUUGUGGAAUAGAAAUGCUCAAUCAUGGGUGGAAAAAACGGCUGGUAUAUUGUUAACUGGAAUUGUUCGAAUUGAUACAUUAUUUGUAAAUUCUAAAAUAGAAUAUAGUUUGAGUAUUGAGCCAAAAUUGAAUCUUGUAUCCGAUAUUGAAUUUUAUUCUGGUGUAUCUUUAUGCAUGCAAUUGAAACAACCAGAUACAGUAGUAAGGCAUAAUAUAUAUAAAAUUGAACGGAUACCAGGAAGUAAACAUAAACUUCGAAAGUCAACAUACAAAGUCAGUAAAGUACCCGGAAAAACGUAUGCAUUAAAUCAAAAAAAUAAUGAAAUGUGCAAUGUUAUAUUUAAGGAUAAAUAAAUAAAUUUUUAAUUUUU
Chrysoperla carnea is the source of this 2775-nucleotide messenger RNA. RefSeq names its product microsomal triglyceride transfer protein large subunit (gene Mtp). Gene Ontology annotation, biological process: lipoprotein metabolic process; lipid transport. Gene Ontology annotation, molecular function: lipid binding. The transcript has 9 exons. The record is from RefSeq and is a predicted model, not a curated record. Bases 35 to 2758 code for a protein of 907 amino acids. Gene Ontology annotation, cellular component: basolateral plasma membrane; endoplasmic reticulum; Golgi apparatus. NCBI's taxonomy places the organism in Eukaryota, Metazoa, Arthropoda, Insecta, Neuroptera, Chrysopidae.